GAAUGUUCUAUCGGAGAUAACAACUUAUGAUCUAGGUAUAGUUAGAAAAAGAGGCUUUGCGCUGUGUGUCAAUAGCGAUUUAGUGGGCUCGGUACGGAGUUUCUCGCCCUAUCAGCUAGAAGAGCUGACAUACAGCAACGCUGUGUAACUAAGUACUGCAAUGAUAGUCAGCACGGAGUAACAAACUACCUCAUCCUCUUCCCUCUGCAAGCCCCAGUUACCACAGUGUUGGAGUACGCAACGACAAGCCCGUAAGAUGCACACUUCUUCUCUCGGUAAGGCAAGUCGGAUUGGAGUUUCUAGAAUACUGGGUAAAUCAGCAAGGCCAUCUUACGAAUCCACGCCUGAAGGCGCAGUUGUAUCUGGAGUUUCUCUUGUAACGUGUCGAACCACUGUGUUGGGGAUAUCAGGCUUUCCAUCAUGGAAUCCUUCUCUCACGUCGGACAACUCCUACGUUAGUCAGCAGAUCGUGAUUGUAAUAAGAAUAAGUCAAAUUAUCUUCACAAGAACCUUUUUGUCGUGAUAGACCAUAAAGUUCUCAUCGCAGGUAGAGAAUUAGUAUCACCAAUUACGAUCUAACGACGUAACGAAUCUAUUCCAAGAUCACAUAGCACAACCGUCAAAAUAGGGAACAAAAUGGGCAGCAUCGAAAAGAUCCCUGAGACGGCUCCCGGCGCCAUCCCGACUGUGGAUAUCAGCGCCUUCAGAGACCCCAAUUCUUCGGAGGAGGCUAAGCAGGCCGUAGUCGACGCCGUGCGGCAUGCUUGCACGAAAUACGGCUUCUUCUACCUCGCCGGUCAUGGCGUGAGCAAGGAGAAGCGCGAGGGCAUCAUGAACUGCGCCAGGAAAUUCUUCGAGCUCCCUAUGGAGGACCGCAUGGACGUCUGGAUUGGCAAGUGCAUGGGCAAGUCUUUCCGCGGCUACGAGCCCCCUGGAAUCCAGACUCACCAGGAGGGUCUCCUCCCUGACAUCAAGGAGUGCUUCACCGUUGGCCACGAAGUCCCUGCUGAUGACCCGGAGGCUGGCACCUUCUCGACCGGCCCUAACCUAUGGCCUAAGAACCUCAAGGACGAGGAGUUCCGAAACCCUAUCAUGGACUACCAAGCCACCAUGCUUGCGCUCUCCAAAGUCCUCCUCAAACUCCUCGCCCGCGGUCUCCCCAAGGCCUGGGGGCACUCUCCCGACUGUAUGGACGAAUUUGCCGUCAACCCCUCCAUGCCUAUGAGACUUCUACACUACGCUCCUCAGGAGGUCCUUGACGAGCGCCAGUUUGGCGUGGGUGACCACACCGACUUCGGCGGUAUCACCAUCCUACUCCAGGAGAUGAACACGAAGGGUCUCGAGGUCUGGUACCCGCCCACCGAGACCUGGAUCCCCGUUCCUCCCAAGGAGGACACUUAUGUUAUCAACAUGGGCGACAUGAUGCAGAAGUGGAGUGCCGGCUACUACCGCAGCGCUCGCCACCGGGUUAUCACCUCGGGCAGCGAGCACCGUUACUCCGCCCCUUGGUUCUUGAACGGCCAGCUCAAGCUCAAGUGCAAGGCCCUCGACGGCUCCGGCGUCGAGACCAUUGUUGGCGAGCACAUCCGCCAGCGUCUGAUCAACACCAUGCCCGAGGCUGGAAAGGCUCUCAGAUAGACCCCUGAAGAUCAAGGAUAAGGCGAAGUGUGAAGGGAAAAGGAGAAGUACUCUUUUUCCUUACUGUAUGCGCGCAAGCGCCAGUGUGUAACUAGUUGUAGAUUGCUAGUAGACAGAAUUGUUGUUCCGGUUAAUAUUCAUCGGGGACACACUCUUUCCGCAACUCUCCUUUGUAUAUCUAGAAGUUGGUAACGCAAUACACUUCAUAAAAUUCGUAUUUUCAACUUUGUUAGAAUGGUU
Molecule: messenger RNA, 1878 nt
Organism: Annulohypoxylon truncatum
Lineage: Eukaryota; Fungi; Ascomycota; Sordariomycetes; Xylariales; Hypoxylaceae
Product: Clavaminate synthase-like protein
Exons: 3
Coding region: 637-1638 (333 amino acids)
Molecular function (GO): dioxygenase activity
Source: RefSeq, a predicted model, not a curated record